GGAGAAUGAAAUUUGUAUAUAUCACGUGACUUAACAUGCGCACUCUAUCUCGUGACCAUCCCCCAUCCAGCAACCCCUCGUUUCCGCUCGCACCAUCACAGUUCUAGUCCUUUCUCCCUUUCUUCCGAGCCAACUAUGAAUCUCUCCAUACGUCACAUCCUCCGGCCCUGUUUAUACUCUUUCCCAACGCUCACACCUCGCUACAAAACUUUUCCAAAACUUUUACCAUCUAAUGCAGUAUACCAUGUACGCCAUUUACAACUUCCCGCAGUCACAAAUUCCUCGGAAGAAAAGUGCUCCUCGGAAGAAGAGGCCACCCUAGAAGAGAAUACCAUCCCUGGAGCACAUACCCGUCUAGAGGAGGAAGCACCCCCAGAAUCCACAUUAUCUCCUCUUACGGACAUCACUUCUAACUCUUCCAAAGUACCAAAAUGGGAGGCCCGCAAAGAAGCAGAACACUCUUCCGAUCUCUCCUAUAUCACAAUACAGCAGUCACUUAGACCCCUUUUGAAGGAAAAUGGUGGGAAAUGGGUUUUGACCUCUGAUGGAAUGGGGAUGAGGAGGAUUUUUACGUUCAAGGGAUUUAAGGAUACUUGGGUUAGUUCUUUCUUUACAAUUUUCUACUGCUGGGAAUGCUACAUUUGUAUAUAGAUUUGAGGUUUAGAUAGAGAGGGUUUGAUUGGGCUUACUGGAGUUUUGUGCGAAGAUCACCCUAAGAGGAGAGUUAGGAUGAUAAGUAUCAUUUGGUUCAUCUCCUGAAACCUUUUCCCGGAGAGAACUACGAAAAUUCCACUACUUUGCGUCAAUCAACCUACGAAAUGUCGAGAGAAAUCAAAAGUUGGCAUCAUCACUAACACAACAAUUAACCCUCAGAACUUCAUGAAUGCUAUAGCAGCAAAAUGCAAACAAGAAAAACAUCACCCAGAAUGGGUUAACGUGCGUCUCUUACAUCUCCUCUUACUUUUCCUGUUACCUAACACCUCCCAGAUCUACAACAAAGUAUUCAUCCGCUGGACUACACAUGAUCUCCCCGGUCUAAGUUCCAGUGAUAUCCUCAUGGCCACAUUUUGCGACGAACAAGCUACAAUACACAAAGAAGUUAAAGAACAGGAAAGCCAAAAGGAAGCAUCGGAUGACAUUGAAAUUACCAAGAACGAGGAAUUUCUCAAUCAUGCUUGUGAGGUCGGAAACAAGAAUGGAUCCGAAAACCCCAAGACCCCUACCGUGACUCUGGAAAAAGCACCCACUCCAGUGAAUAAAGCAACAGCAACCCCAAAGGAAAAAUCCAAGACCUCAAAAUACUCCGAGGUUUACCAAAAAAAUAAAGAGAUGAAAAAGCUACAGGCAGAAGAAAAAGCCAUGCAAAGAACCAUCGACAUGACGAACAUACUCCGAGAAGCCGGAGAAAUACGCCGAAGACGCGAAGCCCACAAACAACUACUCCGACAACAUAAAGAGCGGAGGGAGAAGAGAGAAAGAACCGAGAAUGGCGGAUUUCUCUUAUCCAAGAUAUCGGGCGGCAAAAAAAACGAAAAGUUGAAGGAGGAGAGGAAGGAGAAGAGGAGGAUUGAACAUCAGAAUUUAAUGAGGGAGCAUGAGGAGCAGAAGAGGUUGAAGGUUUCGAGACAUCAGGAGCGGUUGAGGAGGCAUAGGGGGGAAAGUGGAUUGGAAAAUGAAGCGACGGGGAUGAAAAUAGAUUGAGGGGAUGAAGUAUGAGGAGAAUGAGGAUGAGAAUGAGAAUGAAAAGGAGAUGGAGCAUGAAAAUGAAAAAAGGGAAAUGGAGAACGAUAAUAAUGAAUAAAUAACCACUCAAGAUAUUCCAGACCUGUACAAAUGAAAAGAGCAGAGUUGUUUCAUUCAAGUCAAGCAUAUUCAUUAUUUAAGUACACCAAUUCUCAUACUCAAACCCGU
Messenger RNA from Sclerotinia trifoliorum, 1911 nucleotides. The record is from the annotation of a GenBank genome assembly. Lineage: Eukaryota; Fungi; Ascomycota; Leotiomycetes; Helotiales; Sclerotiniaceae.